AUGCCUUCACCGCACCACGGCCGCGCGCCCGCCGCUUUUAGCCAGAGGAGCCCGUACCAGGCGUACAAGAGUCCGUUCGGACCUCAGUACAAGCCCGCCGCCCACUUCCACGGCAUCACCGCACGCCACGUCGCGAAGUACGGCACUCUCGCAGCCGGCUUCGGCGGCGUCGCCGGCUUCUUCGCGCUCUUCUUCUUCGCCGAGGUCCCGCGCGUGCGCAACGACAUCAUGAUGAAGAUCCCCAUCCUUGGCGACUACUUCAUUGUCGAGGUGCCCCCGGAGGACAACCCCUUCUAGAUGCCGAAUCUCGAGAAGGAUGGAGAGGGGCUGGGGGAAGUGUAUCAUACAUGGACUACGGAGAGGUGGUGGCGUGGUGUAUACUAGACCGCUCGUGAGCUGCGGAAUAGACUUGUUUCUUCUGUUCAGGAAGUGUGCUGCUCUGCGCUGGAUUGGUUCAUUUGUGUGAUGGCUCGCUUGUUUGGAAAGGCAUUGACUACAUCAGGACUCCGUCUAUCCACCCCGACCCGACGCGCCAUGCGCAACAGAAAUGCAAU
Messenger RNA from Paraphaeosphaeria sporulosa, 554 nucleotides. RefSeq lists its product as uncharacterized. Gene Ontology annotation, biological process: mitochondrial electron transport, ubiquinol to cytochrome c. The transcript is spliced from 4 exons. Bases 1 to 297 code for a protein of 98 amino acids. The record is from RefSeq and is a predicted model, not a curated record. NCBI's taxonomy places the organism in Eukaryota, Fungi, Ascomycota, Dothideomycetes, Pleosporales, Didymosphaeriaceae.